AUGGCCCACCCUGCCCGCCUCAACCUCCUUCCCCCGCCCCACAUCCCCUUCGAACAAGGCUUCCCCGGUAUCCCCAAGAGCCCAAACAGAAAACCGCCCAGUGUACAAGGCACCCUCGAAGUCCGUCUCGGUACCGUCCCUGUCAAAGCCAAAUGGAUCAGAGUUGAGCUUCGCAAAUCGGAAUCUCUGCCACCAGGAUUCCCUGGGGCAGCAGUGGAAGAAAGCUGGGAGCAUGUGGGAGAGAUACAGACUUUAUGGAAGCCGUCGGCGGGAAAAGAAUGGGAUUUAAUACAGGCGACUGACUACACCUUCGUCCUCGACCUCCCUGCUGGGCUCCCUCCAUCGAUAGAGCUUCCAAGAAGUACCGGUGUCAAGUAUACCCUUGUUGCUGCUCUCUGCUAUAAGCAAAAAGGCGGGAUGUUCAAAAAAGAGUCCUUCCCGAUCAUCAAGCAGACGGUGCCGAUUCAUGUCAUCAAGUACGAAACCCUCUCCACUUGGCCGGUCUACAAUAUACCCGAAACAAGAACCAUCAAAGCUCUCGAAGGUCUGCUCGACUUGACUGUCUCUCGCCCGAGUACAGCAUUCAGUGCUGGGGACAAAAUAUCCCUGAUUGCUCGCUUGAAAUCGUCGCGUCCGCAGCCAUUCAAGCUGCUCGGGUUCGAGUGCAAUCUCCUCGAAGUCAUCACAUUCAUUCCUCCUCCUCCCGAUCCCAACAGCAGAUCGAAAAAGCAUCAAAAGAUUUCCACUGCCCCUGUCACCAAGUCACGUAUCAUCCAGACCGUCACGGCACCUCUGAACGAGACAGUCGGGCGUGGCGGGGAGAAGGGCGCGAGGCUGGAAAUGCAGGUCGGGGAGAUAUCGUAUACGGCCAGAGGGACAAAGGUGGAAGUGGAGUAUGAUUUGGAAGUCCGCGCGCUGGUGGACGGGAUCAAGGAGAAGGUGGAAAUGCGGAGAAUCAGGUGUACGGUUGGGCCUUAUACGCGAGCAAAUGCGCAACAGACUUGCAAACAAAUCGGUUACGUCGAAUCACUAUGUCCCGAGACUCCUUCUAUCCCUAAUGCUCCCACUUUCCCUGAUAUGCUGGCUACCGACAAACCCCUACCUCCUCGUACAGCACCAAUGGCACCCCAUAACGGGGUUCCUCCCGUCUUCGUCCGCGCUCCCAGCCAACCGCAGCCUAUUCAAGGCUAUACCCCGAGAAAUCAGCACAAACGGCAGCCGUCCAUGGGUUCCACAAAUACAGAUACGACUACUACCGGCACUACUGCCACGCACGACUUUUCGCCGCAGGUAGCUGGGAAUGGGAGAGGGUAUCAGUCUGUGCCCAACCAGCGUCGGUCAAUGGACGUGACUUUCCCACAAGCGCAUCCAAGCAGACCGAAGACUGCCGAGCCUCAGGAUGUUGACGAGACACCGUCGCCUGUGAGCUCUUUGCCCUACCAGAGGCAGGUGUCGAAUGAGUCGGUGAAUGAUGAGGCGUCGAGGAGGUUUUCGUCAGUCACGACGGGGACUUUUGGGAGGUGGGAUCUAAAUACUGAUGUACAGACGAGGCAUGGUCGGUCAAAUAGCGAGGCUACGCAAACACCCACUACGCCGGUACGGACUACUCCACUUCCUUCCGCUCGCACCCCGCCCUCAGCAUACCAGUUCCAAUCUGCCGAGCAAGAGAAGAAGCGACAGAAUGAACUGUACGCCAAUGCUCGUGCGCGGGCUGCCCAAGUACAAGGCGACUCGGGCGCUUCUCUCGAACGCAUUGGCUUGGCUUCGUCAACUUCCGCCACACCUUCUUUCGCUGAUCUGGCUAAAGAGGAAGAGGCAGCGGAUGAUGUACCCCCUCCGGAGUAUGCUCCUCCUCGCCCAGUCCAACCAGGUGGAUACUCUGCGCCCGCUAAGCCCAUAUCUUCAUACACCGAUCGUCCAUCCCCUUCACCUCGCCUCUCAAUGAUCUCUUCCGCCCCUCGCGCGUCAUCGCCUUCAUCCUCAACUGCACCAUCCACCCCUCCUCCACCUAUGCCAGCAAAACCCAAUGUGGACAAUGUUUACCUUUCAGCCGCGCAGGAGAAGGAAGCGCAGAGGAAAAGAUGGGAAGAAGCUACAUCGCGGGUUCAAGGUGGGCCGGAGGCGAGUGGAAGUGGGGCUGGAUCGGUGACGCCAAAGACGCCUUCUUCGGGAGGACAUUCUAGUCCUGGUGUACCAUCGGGAUUGAGUGAGAAGGAGCAAAUGCGGCGGUACUAUGAAGCGCAAGACCGAGUCGCUGCAGCCAAUAACCAGGGCGAAGGUUCUAGCUCUCAAGCAGCUUCUGCCCCGCAGAGAGCUGUCUCGUCCAACUCCAUUUCGGGGUUGGCAGGGGCGGGAGGGCCAGUGGGUGAGAAGGAGCAAAUGAGGCGAUACUAUGAGGCGCAAGAUCGGGUGGCGGCUGUUUCGAACGGUGCGAGCGGUAGUGGUAGUGGGAGCAGGGUUGUCAGCUCUCCGACUCGUCCCGCUCGAGAGUCCACUGCCCCCGUCCCCGGCGCCAGCUCGUUGAGUGAGAAGGAACAGAUGAAGAGGUAUUACGAGGCGCAAGAUCGGGUAGCCGCUGCUGCUGGAGGUUCUGGCUUGAGUGGCGCAAGUGGAAGUGGAACGACAAUCUCUCCUAAGCGACAAUCUACCGCCCCUGUCUCUUCAGCUUUGAGCGAAAAGGAGCAGAUGAGGAGAUACUAUGAAGCACAGGAUCGUGUCUCUGCUGCCGCUGGUAAUUCUCCCAGCGCUAGCGCGAGUAACAGCAGCCCCCCCGAGUCAUCUACCACUACACAGUCUCCCGCCCCCGUUCGCUCUACGAGCGUACUUCCGCCUUUGGACGAGAAGGAGCAAAUGCGACGCUACUACGAAGCACAAGACCGGGUUGCUGCUGUAGCGAGAGGGGAGGGAUCCAGCUCGGCUGGGCAUUCCCAACUAACGUCAUCUAGUGACGCCCCGCCUUCCCUCUCCGGCCCUUCGAAUGGCUCUUCCUCCUCGCGAUUCCCUUCGGCGGAAGAAGAGAAAGACUUGAUGCGUCAACGCUACGAGUCAGCCCAAACAGCCGUGCAUCAGAGAUUCGCGUCUCCUCCCAACUCACCUCCUGCCUCGCUUUCUUCCAGACACAGGAGUCAAGGCCGGGGAGGCUCGCCAUUUGGGACACCGCCGUCUUCAGCUGGGUUGGGCGCAGGUAGUUCAAGUGGAAGCGGGCUGGGAAGGCCGUUGUCGAUAGCAACCGCCAUGACGCCGCCAGAGUCACCUUUGAAGAGUUCGGGCGGGAGGAGCGCACGGGGAAGGAGUAGCGACGAGGGGCACGGGUCUGGAUUGGCAUCUGGAAGUGGGAGUGGACAUGGAGGGCCAGCAGUGGGCGCGCCACCGCCUUUACCAGCGAAGCCGCCGAGGGAGUAUAUCACACUUUUAAGUCCUCUUGGAGAAUAG
Messenger RNA from Cryptococcus wingfieldii CBS 7118, 3432 nucleotides. RefSeq lists its product as hypothetical. Gene Ontology annotation, cellular component: division septum. Lineage: Eukaryota; Fungi; Basidiomycota; Tremellomycetes; Tremellales; Cryptococcaceae. The transcript is spliced from 4 exons. The record is from RefSeq and is a predicted model, not a curated record. Gene Ontology annotation, biological process: division septum assembly. The coding region runs from base 1 to 3432 and encodes 1143 amino acids.